UCGAGCUCGCUACUUCCUGAAAGACGCUCUUACGACGCCGAGCGUCGCGACGUAUUUAAAAUAUUUACGCGCGAAAAAAACUAUAUAUAAAAAUAAACUCAUUUUAGUUUUUUUUUUCGGUUGGUUUUAAUGUUUUAUGUACUUUUUCGACUGUCAAGCGAUUUUUUCGAAGAACGUGUGAUUGCUCAAAAAUAUGGAAUUUGAUAAUGUUUUUUUGAUAUUUUUUACCAAGAAUCUCUGCCUUCCGUAAAACAGACUGCGCAAGCCCCAUAACGAUGACAUGAUUGCGCACGUCCAGGCGCUGACCACGUCCUUGACCUUGAACGUCAGCGCCAUCGUAACGGAUGUAAACGCAACUACGACGACUAAUUACAACUCGUAUACGAGCGUCACACCGGAUAUUCUCAGCAAUCUCAGCGCGGGCAGCUACAAUAAUACCAACGGCAGCUACAAUGGAAGCGCCGAUUUUAAUCUGGUUUUUCCUGGAUAUAUUAGGACAACUUCUAUGGUGUUUUGCAUAUUGAUAAUGUGUCUGGGAGUAAUCGGGAACGUGAUGGUGCCAAUAGUGAUAUUUAAAACGAAAGACAUGCGUAACAGCACGAAUAUUUUUCUGGUGAAUUUGAGCGUUGCUGAUUUGAUGGUGUUGCUGGUAUGUACGCCGACGGUUUUGGUUGAGGUCAACACUAGACCUGAGACGUGGGUGCUUGGAAGGGAAAUGUGUAAAGCAGUUCCCUUCGUAGAACUGACUGUAGCUCACGCCUCGGUACUGACCAUCUUAGCCAUAAGCUUCGAAAGGUACUACGCCAUAUGUAAGCCAUUAAAAGCGGGCUAUAUAUGUACAAAAACUAGGGCUUCUCUAAUUUGCCUUUUGGCAUGGUUUAUUGCUGCGGUGUUUACCAGCCCGAUAUUAAGCAUAGCCGAAUACAAGCUACUAGACGACGACGGAACGCUAGUACCAGCCUGUCAUACCUCGGCCAACACUAUCUGGUCCGCCCUGUAUUUUUUGGGCAGCAUUUUCCUAUUUUUCAUAGUUCCUCUUGUAGUGCUUAUCGUACUUUAUUGCAUUAUUGCUAAAAAUUUAAUAUUUAACGGGACUAGUUUCCUAGUAAAUAAACAUAUUGAUAGUUAUUCGAUGCGUGCUAGAAAACAGGUUAUGUUAAUGCUUGGUACUGUUGUACUAAGCUUUUUCCUAUGCCUGAUACCUUUUAGAAUCUUUAUCAUAUAUAUUAUAGUGGUACCAGCAGAAAGCCUGGUGAAUUUAAGUGAUUUCAGCUACUAUAACAUACUGUUCUUCUGUAGAAUUAUGGUAUACUUAAACUCAGCAAUCAACCCUAUUUUAUAUAACUUGAUGAGCUCGAAAUUUCGUACUGGAUUCAUUAUAUGCUCAGCUACAGGUAGAAGAUCUUUAUGGCACAAAAGUAGUCCAAAUAACCAUUCUAGCUCUAGAAGUAGCACUUUUCGGACCAGUCACGAGGGCUACAGAGUGUGCUAUAAACCAAAAAACUGCUCAGUCCUUAUUAAGGCUUCUACAGAUUCCUCAGAUACAAGAAGUAUUGACUCUGAAAAGGACAAAGAGCAGAUUUGUAAAAGUAGAGGGGACGUGAAUAUAUUUACUGAAAAGGUGGUAAUUUGCCAUUCAAACGGAAAUGGUCGUGAUGGUGAUGAUAUUGGUGAGGAGUUCCUGACGAAAACAAAUAGGCAGCUUGAAGAAGAAACCUUCGUUUAGAUUUUUAGAAUUGGGUUUGGGAUUAUAUAAGUAAAUUAUAAAUUAUGGAAAUUUUAUUUCGGGGAGUUUUUUGUAUCUACCUCAUUGCGUCAAUGAAGAUUUUUUUUUAAUAUUUUCUCUUUGUCUGGUGCUUUAGAAUAGACUAAUCUAAUUAAAACUCUCUAAGUUAUAUUUAAAAAAAUGGAAUUUUGAAGAAAAAGGGCAGUAAAAGAGAACUUUAUCAAGAGUAAAAAAUAAUUUUAAACGAAAUUAUGAAAAGUUCAUCAAAGUUAGUGGUCAAUAAAUCAUGCCUUUUAAAGGUAAAAGAAUUAGGAGUAGCUUAUUGCACUAGGUCAACUAUAAGAAGGGGUAAAAAUGUCCAUGCUCGCUAGUGAUAUAAAAUUACCGGUAAUUUAACACUCGGUAAUAUUACCGUAAAAUUGAAAAUCCAUAAAACAGCUUUUUAAUUUUUUUUUAUUUUAAAACUGUAAAACCAUUAUGAAACACGACAGGAACGUUUUUUUUUAACUAAAAAAAAAGAAUCAGAAUAGACUACGUAAUAGAGUAGAUAAUGGUAAAUAAUCAUCAUCAUCAUCAUCCUCAACUUCGUCAUCUGAUUGAUUCUUCUUUCUCUUUCCUUAAUUCAGUCAAGUCCAAAACCGAUUUCUUCUUUUUCUAUUUCUUGCUCGUCAGCUUCUAUUAUUCUUAAAUGAUCUUUUUUAUUUAGUUAAUUAUAAUUAUAGGCAAUAUAAGUUAGUGUUCUGGACCUUUCUACGGUAAGUCUGUUUCUUCAUUGCCGAUGAAUUAAUCCAUGAGUACUAAAGCUUCUUGCUGAUGUGGGUGUUGACGAUGGUAAAUUUAAAAUGUCUACUUAGUUUUGAACUGGAGCAAAUUUCUGAGCACUAGGCCCGGACAUAUUUCGCUGGAAAUGUUUUUGAUAAGAAUUUCUCAUCAAUAAUAUUAUCAUCUCUAAUUUUGUGCUGUGCGAGUAAUAAGAUCUACUUGUGAAGAACACUUCGGAUAACGCCUUGCAGUUUCAUAGAUGAACUCCAUUGCAGUUAAAUUUUUAAUUUCAGGUAAAUUCUCGCCGUUAGUUUAGUUCUAAUAAAUAAGAAACAUUUGUUCUCUCAUUUUUCAAAAAUUAAACACCUGGUUUUUCUGGUUAUCAACCAUAAUAGCAGAUAAAUUUAAUACUUGUCACGUAAAAUUUAUAUAUUUAUAAAGUUUACGGGUAACCCCAUUUUUACAAAGUAUAAAUUCAUUAAAUACUAUAAAAAACAUUUUACAAGUUGGUAUCGAUAGCAUACCCAUUACCCAUACCUAAAUGGUAAAAUAAUAACAUGUCCUAAUCCUAAAACUUUAAUAUAAUUACAAGAAAAAUAUUAAUAAAUUACCUAAAUCUAACCCGUUUAUUGGAUUUUUAAAACCACACAAAAUGCAUCUGAAAAUAUCUAUAUUAAUAUUAUUUAGAACGCGCAGUAAUCUAUCAAUAGGGAAAUGCUGUCCAUAGUUAGCUGAGUGAAUUAGAAUGUGAAAAAGAAAGUGAUGGCAAAGAUUACGGCGGGGUACAUUAAAAUAAACCUUGGAUAAGAGUCUAGGAUAAUACAUCAAACCAUUGAGCAAUUUAAAAACAAAACAUAAAUCAAAUCGCAUACGUCGUGUCUCUAGUCAAUUCAGUUUCAAUGUAUCAAGCAUAUUAGAUCUAUGGUAGUUUUCUACCAUACAAAGAAAUUUAUUUUGAAUACAUUCCAGACAAAUAGUGUGAAUCCGAUAAUGUAGUGACCAAAUGAUAGUCUAAUAUUCCAGAUAGCUUCUUACUAGUAAAGUGUACAGUAACUUAAUAGCCUCCCAAGAUAGUCUCUAGGAAUUACGAAUAACAAAUCCCAUAACUUUUGUACUCUUUAUGCUAAUCUUUGAGAUAUACACAGAAAAUGACAAUUUCUUAUCAAACCAGACUCCAAGAUCUUUGAUUAAUGGACAGACUGUAAAGUAUCAUUAUUCAUUUUAUAUCCAGUAUUAUAUUUCUUUGACGUCUUGAAGAAAUACAAAAAAAAAAAGUUAUACAAAAACAUUUUUACCACAUUUAGCGAAAGAUUAUUAGAUACUGACCACUUCCAUAUAGCAUCGAAAUCACUGAAGCUUCAAUGAGUCCAUUCCAUUGCUCAAUAUUCCUGUCAAAAUUUAAAUCAUCUGCAAACAUACUGCAAGUAGAACAUUUUAUAAAACUCAUCAAAUCAUUGACAAAUAAAUUAAACAGAAGGGCUGCAUAAUGUGAUUCGUGCGGAACCCCUAAAGGAACCUCAAACUGAAAUGAAAUAAAAUUAUUAAUUUUAACUCUCUGUAUUCUUUCUGUAAGAAAACUCUCAAGCCAAGCAAGAAGUGAGUGGUGAAAUCCCAUGGGCUCCAAUUUUUGAAGUAGUAAUUUGUUAUUUACUUCAUCAAAGUCCUUCGAGAAAUUGACUAUUAUUUUCGAAAGCCUCCAAUAAAUCGAUCUUAUAUAACACAAGAUUAUGCGAGGUUCACCUUACCUUACAAAAGCCAAACUUGUCUUUACUAAUCAUUUCACUUUCAUGCUAACUGAUCAUAAAUGAUGCUGUCAAAUAACUUAGCAAUAGCACAUUGAUUACAGACAUUUACAGUCAUUAUGGCUUCCAGGCUUAAAAAUUAAGGCAAUGAAACUGCAAAUUUAGGAAAUGUGGAAAGUUGACAAUGACAAGAUAACAGCACAUGGAGAGGUUUAGUCAAGGUAAAUAUCCAGUUUUUUAAAAAGAUGGAAUAUAAUCAGGAACUUUAUUUAUUUUGGUAAAUAUUUCCGAAAUAGAAAUUUCUUGAAGUAAUAUAGAGUCUGAGAUCUGAAUAUUAAAAUCAGAGCACGAAGAAGUAGAUUUUUAAGAAAAUACCCAUAUCGCUCAUUAGGAAUAUCAUUUACUUGUACCAUAUUGAGAUAUGAGUAUGGCUCUGCCAGGGAGCAUACAGGACACACUUCAGGACAGUCGACAUUUAUUCCAUUAUCCUCAAUAAACUAUCUGGCCUCAGGAGGGUUAAAAUCUUCAGAAACCAUGAAAUAGAGUCGUGGUGCCGCUCAGCAGCAUCCAGACAAUGUUGCUCAUGUUUGCUGGCAACAGAGGAAUGUAUACACCACCAGUAAUAAUAGAUUCAUUAUUGACCUUAUUUCAAAAAAGGUAAACACUUUUGACAUUAUUGUCCCGAUAGCUUCAAAAAACGUUAUUCACUUAGAGAUUGCCUGAAACGAGUCCUACGUUCUAUUUGUAACCAAAAUUCGUUUUAAAAAAGAAGUUUUGCUGUAUUUAUUGAAAGAACAUCAGAAAUAUCUGGGCUAUCAUUAACUGCUCAAAUUUUCAUUGAAGAAGUUUUGCUGUAUUUAAUGAAAAAACAUCAGAAAUAACUGGGUUAUCAUCAACUGCUCAAAUUUUUAAUGAAUGCUUAGUAUCCAAAAAGCUUUUAAGAUAAGAAAUAAAGGAACCUAAUCAUCUUUUCACUGGCAAUAGCUAGAAAAUGUGAAGCUCCGAAUUCGUCCAACAGUUUUUCAGUUUCUAAGGUCACAAAAGUUGCUAUAUGUGCAUUAUAUUCGGUAUGUAUUGAUUGAUAAAAUAACAGAAGAGGUUUAUUUAUAACACAAUUGAUACAGAAUCAUUUGGGCAAUUUGACCAUCUAUCCAUUUGUAAGUUUAAGGUUGGUGCUUCUUGACGAAACAGUAGUUUUUACUAUAGUGUCCUCGAAUUCGAGGAGUGGAUUUGCCUGGUACUCUUGAUAAAUGAAAGUGCAUUUUCACAGUUCAUCUACAAUCAUAAAAGAAUCUAAAACACAGUGCUUAUUGUUGCAUUUGUCUCCUUCCUAAAAUAUAAUGAAAUUGAAAAAAAACAACAAGUAAAAUACAAAUGAGAUGUGAUGUAUUUCGAUGACUUAUUACUCAAUUAUAAAGAGCUUUGGUCUUCUUUGUUAAAAAAUUAAAAAAAAAAACCAACAUAAUUAAUUCACCAUUUCGUUUCACAUUUUAUGCAAGGAAUAUGUUUUUACUCAAUAAUAAUAAUUUCACAAUUUUGCUCACUUAUUUUUGUACUUAUAAUUACUGAAUUCAACAUUAUUUUAAUCAUAAAAAGACUAAGACAUCCUCAAAACAUUCAAAAGCCGUAUGUGUAAUAAUACCUAAAUCUGUAUUUUGUUUUAAUACUUAAAAACACACUAAUCUUGUACUGACUUGGCGUUAGCUGGUAACGAGAGGAUGGUUUGUAUGCGCACCUCAUUGUUUUGAGUACUCUAUCCAUACUUUUUUCGUUGUCAUAUGUAAGGAAGCUCCUAAGACAUAACUAUGACCCUCACGAGUAUUUCAAUACUUACGAGUAUAUCAAUCUUGUUGUUUUCCUGAGAGGACAUGUUAUCAAAAUACAAACAAAUUGUACCCUGUUAUCCUUUAAAAGUAUUUUAAAAUUAUCCUUGACUAAUAAAGCAAUUUCUGAGUCGAUAAAUUCUCCCUGCUGAGAGGUUCUAUAUCACUAGUAUCACUAUCUUCUAAUAUUUCGGUUGGCGUGGUGUUAUGGUUACUACUGGAAACAUUUAUUACAGGCAAUUUCCCUAUUUUGCAACAUUUUAGCAAAAGUUUAAAAUUUUUGAUAGAAUUUCUUUUAAAUGAGGUUUAACAAUAUUGAUAGGGACAGUUAUUUUUAGGAAUAGUCUCUAACAUCACUCUUCGGCGUAACGAUAUUAUCCCAAGUACAAAAUAAACAUCAUGCAUUGACAUCAUAACAUAGUAACAUCAUAAACAUCAUUUAUUCAAAAUAUUAAUACUUACCUGUUUAAAUACCACGUAGCAAGGCAAAACAAUUAUAGUUAUUUAAUAAAAAUCGCACUAAGACAGAAUAGAGAUAACAAAUAUAUAAGAAACUAUAGAGAGGAACAAAAAACAAUAUUUCCAAUGCUACCUAUCUUGCGGUACUAUUACCAAAAUUAGCGGUAAAAAACCUAAGUAAUAUUACCCUUUACAUCACUAACCUUGGCUCUAUAAACCGCUCCCAAUAAGAAAAAUGAACUUUUUUGGCAUUAUUGGACCUUUUUCAUAAAGUGAGUUAAGAGCUUAACUCACAGAUUUACACGAACUAAUGACUAAAGAUAAAGGACGGACUGCUUUUACACUUUUUUUCGAAAAAUUAAAAAUAAUUUCUCAAGACGACUCGUCAAAAAGUAUUUUAAAUAAUUUGUUUUCUAUGAGUUAAAAGCUUUAGUAUUUUAAUUUUCAAAUUUGAAAAAGAAUUUAGGUUACACUGUUUCGAAACGUUUUUUCAGAAAAUUUAAAUAAUGAGUCCCUGGUCAAAAAAUCUUUUGUCCAUGUUCUCUUUUUUUUUGCAAAAUCUAAAGCAGUUUUUAAAACAUCAGUGAAUUAAUAUUAAUUAAUUUUUUUAAAUUUAAUAUUUUAAAGAGGGAACUUUUUACUUUUUUUAAAUUACUUUUUAAAAAAAUCAAAAAUUUGGUGAAAACAAUUAAAAGAGAAGGAAACAUAUGUUGCCGUUUUUGCAGGAAAGACUUGAAUCUUUUGAUGAAUUUUGGAUUUUUUUCAAAUCAAAAUUUAGCAUAUUUUAAAAUUAUUAUAAAAACGUAUACGUAUUUAAUCCGUCUUUAAUACAGGGUGGACCACUUAUAUGGCAAUUACACGUAUUUGGGAAACUAUAAAAUAUUGAAAAGUGGAUAUAGUUUGAAAGCGUCCUUUAAAAACUUUUAAUUUCUCUCUUUUUUUUUAUUUUUCUCUACUUUCUCCACUUUCGCUGGACUGAAAAGUGUCAUUUUCAGUCCAGCAUUUUGGUAAUCCCAAUAAAGAGCACGCAUAUAGAAGCCAUCCUAUAUAUGAAAUAUUAAACUUAUUAGAUAAGACAUACACGACAUUGUUUUUUAUAUUUAAAUUUUAAGCUGAGUGAUUUUAGUUUAUAUAAUUAAAAUUUCUAUAUUACAAAUUAAAUAACUUAUAACCAUUUAUUAUUAUAUACAUAAGUGACUAUAUCCGUAUGUUGUUGCAUUUACCUAAAUUUUAUGGUGCUUUUUGCGAAUUUUGUAUGGUGUAUCGUCCCGUAUGUGUUUUCAAAUUUUGUAAAAUUUUUGACCAAAGAAUAUAAAUGCUUUAUUUUUAGACACUUAAUAAAAUAAUUAUAACUA
Molecule: messenger RNA, 7867 nt
Organism: Anthonomus grandis grandis
Lineage: Eukaryota; Metazoa; Arthropoda; Insecta; Coleoptera; Curculionidae
Gene: ETHR
Product: thyrotropin-releasing hormone receptor
Exons: 5
Coding region: 281-1726 (481 amino acids)
Biological process (GO): G protein-coupled receptor signaling pathway
Cellular component (GO): plasma membrane
Molecular function (GO): G protein-coupled receptor activity
Source: RefSeq, a predicted model, not a curated record